This is a messenger RNA of Musa acuminata subsp. malaccensis (wild Malaysian banana), 4142 nucleotides long. Lineage: Eukaryota; Viridiplantae; Streptophyta; Magnoliopsida; Zingiberales; Musaceae. The record is from RefSeq and is a predicted model, not a curated record.
UGGGGGGAUCGAUCGAUUGGAUGCAGUAAAGCGAUCACGUUUUUUCUGGCCCUUUAGAUUCCAAUGCUUUGUCCUCAGCUGCUUUGUUCUUGCCCUUCGCUUCGAACUGUCGUCUGUCGCCCGAUCUCUCCUCCCGGAGCUCGGUCGAUCGCUUUCGAUGCUUGGAUGCAGCUUUGUUGGGUUGGGUGUAGUGCUAGGUUCUUUCCUUUCUCUUUCGCUUCAAUACAGGGCUUUGGGCAUCCCUGCUUCAGUUGUCCCGUAGACCGAGGUUUCGGAUUAGAUCAAUCUACUUUUGAUUUAUCUGCUCCUUCUCGUGAGGAUGUCUGAAAUCUUGGCUUGGGUUUGAGGGUUAUGGUGUUAUAUUUUAGGUGGUUUUAAUUGGACAUUAUAGAUUGUUGUUGGUGUGCUGAUGGUGGUGUUGGUGUUGGUGUUCAUUUCAAGAGCUUUUAUGGGAAAAAGUUGAGCUUUUCCCCCCUUCUUUCCUGUUAACAUUCGUCAUAUUCCAGGAAAAAUUGCAGCUUUUUUUUUUCUUGCAGAGAUUCCUUAGGAAAUUGUGUUAUUCUCUUUGAUCGUGCCUUUUUUCCCGGAAAUUCCUAUAAAUGCUAUGUCUCUAUGCUUUCCCCCUCCCUGUUUCUGUUCUUUUCUAUGUAUGGGGACUCUUUUCCCCCUUGUCAUUGACUUUCUUGCUUGCUUUAGCCCAGACCCAUCGAAGUCCUGGCUCUGUUUCAUGUGCUACAGUCUGCCCUUCUGUCUGAUAGAAGUUCAAAAUCGCAUCUUUCUAUCGUCAUCUGUCAGCUUUUUUUCUUUUUUGACCUUUUCGUCGUCUCCCUGACAGAGAAACUUGGAAAGCCGUCUUUUUUUGUACAAUUUGAACGAGCGGAGGUCGAGGCUAGAAUACCGGGUUCUCACCAUCUGUCGAGUAAAUCUAACGUGAAGAGUCCUAUUCGCUGCAGUAACUUUAAGAACGAAAGCUCGGAAAACACAUGCUGGACAUUUGCGCUGUUAUCAGCAUUUCCUAAAUAUAUUUCUUUGUUUUCUUGUAGCUGCAAGCCUAAAGUGAAACUCAGUUUCUUUGUACCUGUGGAGAUGUUCUGCUUGAUAACCCUGGCAUUUAGGUGAGUGGGUUUCAUAAUAGGAAAGCACAGGAUCUGAAAAAGCCAUUUCCCGGAUGUAUAGGAAGGAUGAUCAACAUAUUUGACUUUAGUGCCGGUGUGGCUGGGAACAAGAUGCUGACAGAAAGACCUCACAGAGAUGGUUUUCCAGUUAAUAGAAACAAACAUGAUGCUAGAAAAGCCACCACACCAAGUGGAACUAAAGCAGAUGACAAACAAAUAGCCAAUGACCUGAAGCAGAAUUUAUCAAGCAAGAAAGCUAGUGGAACACCAAUGAAGAUGCUAAUAGCUCAGGAGAUGUCAAAAGAAACAGAGUCUAUACGGAAACCACCUAGUGUCGUUGCUCGACUUAUGGGCCUUGAUGAUGAUCUUACAGGUCAGCCAUUUCCAAUGUCUAGUCAAAGAAAGUUGCUAGAGGGAUACCCUCAAAGAGCCACAGCAGGUGUUAAUAGAGAUCACCGUCAACGGCAAGAUGUUUUCAACAAGGCGGUUCCAUAUCAGCACCAUAGACAUGACCAUGAGAAGAUGGAACACAGAGAUGUACGCAAAGUGUGGCAGCAACCAUCUUGGAGCAGGAAUGGAAGAUGUGGUGAGAAUCAGACCGAGCUAAGAAUGGCCCUUGUCCGUCAAAAAUUCAUGGAAGCAAAGCGUCUGGCCGCUCAUGAAAAUCUUCUUCACACCAAGGAAUUUCAGGAUGCCCUUGAGGUUCUGAGUUCAAAUAGAGAUUUAUUUCUCAAAUUUCUUGAGGAGCCAAAUUCCCUACUCUCAAAGCAAACAAGCGAUCUUCACUCUAUUCCUCCACCACCUCAGACAAAGCGCAUUACCGUAUUGAAGCCAUCAAAAAAGGUUGAAACAAAGUUUGAAAAGGUAGUGAAGAAACACGAAAAUUCAGAGAUUGAUGAGAGUGGAUUGGAAACAAACAAUCACCAUUGGGAGCCUAAUUUCAAUCAUUUAAAUUCCGAAAGCUUCUUUCGGCCAACCAGGAUAGUGGUCCUGAAGCCUAGCACAGGAAAUCCUACCAAACUACCAACUUCAACCAUGUCACCUGAGUAUCUAGCACGGACUGAAGUUUAUGGUCACCUAGGAGUUAGUGAAGCCUUUGAAUCAAGGUCCUUGGACAAGGAAAGAGCUGAGCAGAUGCAAAAAAGUCUAACUGGCCAUAGGAGGGAUGAAUCGUUGCUAUCUUCCAUGUACUCUAAUGGGUAUGGUGGAGAUGCGAGUUCAUUCAAUCAAUCAGAAACUGAUUACAAUGUAGAAGAUGGUGGCUUUAGUGAUUCUGGGAUAGUGACUCCAACAUCACGCCAUUCCUGGGAUAAAUUUGGCAGUCUUGGCAGUCCUUACUCAGCCUCGUCUUUUAGCCGGGUCUCAUAUUCACCUGAGUCAUCAGUGAUUAGAGAGGCAAAGAAACGGCUUUCUGAACGAUGGGCUUUAGUGACAUCAAAUGGGAUAAGUGAAGAACAAUUACAGUUGCCUAGGAGCUCAAGCACUUUAGGUGAAAUGCUUGCCAUUCCUGAGGUAAAGAGAGAAGAAUUUGUUGAUGGGUUUACUGUCUCAAGCAAUAAACCAUCUGAUGGAGAAGAUGAACUGAGGUCACCAGCAUUUUGCUCAUCAGUGGGUAGGACGAAAGAUUCAGGAGACCUUUCCCCUGGGAAUUUAUCAAGGUCAAAGUCUGUCCCAGUGUCAUCCACAGCUUAUGAGGUCAUUAGCCUGAAAUUUAAAGGUUCGGAGUCUCAGAUUAGUAGAUCCACUGUGUCAGAGGUGUCGAAGACCAAACAUGGGAAAUCAUCUUUCAGAGGAAAAGUGUCAAGCUUUUUUUUCUCGAGGAGCAAGAAAACUAAUAGAGAAGGACCUGUUUCUUCAACCCUGGUGGACUCCCGUGAGGUAGUAAGUAGAAGUGAUGAGAUACAAAAAUCAGCUGACAUCAGUUUGUCAGUGGACAGUCAAGUAAAGGAUGAGGAACAAUCUGCCGAUGUACCUUCUCCAAUAUCAGCCACAAAUGUCACCGAAAAGGUCAUGCCAUCACUUGAGGAACCCCGAACAUGUGACAAGUCUAGAGAAAAGGAGAAACUCAGUCCAUGUCAAAAUUUCAUUAACAACCUGGACCAACCCAGCCCUACUUCGAUUUUGGAUGCAACAUUUGAAGAUGAUAUGAAUGAAAAUUUGUGCCAGCUAUCUGAAGCUAAUGCUGGACAACAACUACUUUCCAGGGCUUCACCUAUAGAGUCAGUCGCACGUUCUUUGUCGUGGGAUGAUGCCCAUUUGGGAACAUUGUCCCCGAGGCCCUCAAAUCUCUAUAAAGCUUCGUCCAAGGCAGAUCACACCGACCAAGACUACUUUGUAUUUGUUCAGAAUUUGCUAUAUUUUGCUGGCUUAGAGAAAUCUGAUAUGAUAUUCACUGGAUGGCACUCUCUUGAUAGCCCAUUGGAUCCGAUGCUACUCGACAAGUUCUUGGGAUGGAAAGAAGAGGAACCAAGAUGCACGGAGAAAAGUUCGACCCUGAGGCUCCUAUUUGACUGUGUCAACUCAGCCCUUGAAGAAGUCAGUUGGACCACUUUAACGAGUCUCUACCUAUGGAAUGGGGCAUCCUGUGGAUCACGGAUAAAUGCUGGUGCAAGUUCUACAUUGUCAGAGGCUGUGUGGAGUCUAAUGAGGGAUUGGUAUUCCGGCAACGGGAUAUCAGUGUUUGCUGAGACCGACAACAAUAGCCUGGGGGUGGAUAGAGCAUUGAGGAGGGAGGUGGAAGGAAACAAGUGGGUUGAAUCGAUCAGGAUAGAAGUAGAGGAGAUCACUGGAGAAAUCAGUGGGGAGGUCCUGAAGGAUUUGGUUGUAGAGGCUUUGGCUGACCUUCCUACUGCAUGUAUCUGCUGACCCCUUUUGUCCCUCAGCUUCUGUUACUUGGCUUUGUUGUUUUUGCUGUGGAAGAGGCUGCUACAAUGUUUAGAUUUCUAUGCUUCCACUAGUGAUGAUGUACGUAAACUAUCUGAUAUGUGGCAUUUGCUUAUAUUACAUGGAUCUCCUGUGUUUAUUGCA